AUGGCCCCGGCGUCGCUCAUCAUGAACCCCCCUGGGCUCAGGACGUGUGGCGGGGACCGCGCGGGGCCCGGCGCGUUGCCUUUCAGUGUCGACUCCCUCCUGGAGGCGCAGCGACGGCUGGGAGCGGAGCGCGCGGAGCCCGGGGAGGAGAGGCCACGGGGCGCCGCGGAGCCCCGGGCCUGGUUCCCGCCGGCCGCCCGCUCUUCCUCCCCACGCGCCCCCAGCCCGCUGCCCUGCGCCCUCCGGAAACACAAGAACAACCGCAAGCCGCGGACGCCGUUCACCACCGCGCAGCUGCUCGCGCUGGAGCGCAAGUUCCGCCAGAAGCAGUACCUGUCCAUCGCGGAGCGCGCCGAGUUCUCCAGCAGCCUGAGCCUCACCGAGACGCAGGUGAAGAUCUGGUUCCAGAAUCGCCGGGCCAAGGCCAAGCGGCUGCAGGAGGCCGAGCUGGAGAAGCUGAAGCUGGCGGCCAAGCCGCUGCUGCCCGCGUUCGCCCUGCCCUUCCCCCUGGGCGUCCACUUGCAAGGUUCCCCGAGCGCUCACGGCGGUGCCGCAGGGAACCCGCCGCACGCGCAGGGACUCCUCGCCGCGCCCGUCGCCGCCUACGGCGUGUACUACCUCUCCUAG
Molecule: messenger RNA, 627 nt
Organism: Phyllostomus hastatus (greater spear-nosed bat)
Lineage: Eukaryota; Metazoa; Chordata; Mammalia; Chiroptera; Phyllostomidae
Gene: VENTX
Product: VENT homeobox
Exons: 2
Coding region: 1-627 (208 amino acids)
Biological process (GO): embryonic morphogenesis; regulation of transcription by RNA polymerase II
Cellular component (GO): nucleus
Molecular function (GO): RNA polymerase II transcription regulatory region sequence-specific DNA binding; DNA-binding transcription factor activity, RNA polymerase II-specific
Source: RefSeq, a predicted model, not a curated record